Molecule: messenger RNA, 876 nt
Organism: Neopsephotus bourkii (Bourke's parrot)
Lineage: Eukaryota; Metazoa; Chordata; Aves; Psittaciformes; Psittacidae
Gene: TM2D2
Product: TM2 domain containing 2
Exons: 4
Coding region: 38-649 (203 amino acids)
Source: RefSeq, a predicted model, not a curated record
GGUGGCGGAGGAGCGUUUCCUAGCAGCGGGCGCCGCCAUGGCGCCGCGGCGCGGCGGGCCCGUGGGGUACGCGCUGCUGUGCGGGCAGGCCCUGCUGCUGCUCGGUAACCUGCUGCUGCUGCACGGCGCGUCCCGGGGGCUCCCGCACAACGGCACCGAGCCCGACCCGCCCGCACCGCCUUCGUGGGCCUACACCGACCCGCAGGCGCCGCUGGUGCUGUGCACCUACCUCCCCGAGGAGUUCGUGGAGUGCGAGGAGCCGGUGGACCACGGCGGGAACGCGACGGCGCAGCAGGAGCUGGGCCACGGCUGCGUGAAGUUCGGCGGGCAGGCCUACGGCGAGGUGGAUCACACGCGGGUGCAGUGCAGGGCGCUGGACGGCAUCGAGUGCGCCGAGCCAAGGAGCUUCCUGCGGGGCAGCCGGCCCUGCGUCAAGUACACCGGCCACUACUUCAUCACCACUCUGCUCUACUCCUUCUUCCUGGGCUGCUUCGGAGUGGAUCGGUUCUGCCUCGGCCACACCGGGACCGCCGUGGGGAAGCUGCUGACCCUGGGCGGGCUGGGGAUCUGGUGGUUCGUGGAUCUGAUUCUGCUCAUCACCGGCGGGCUGAUGCCCAGCGACGGCAGCAACUGGUGCACGGUGUAUUGAGAGAGCUGUGCGGACCCCGGCGGUGCUCAGGGGGGCUGCAGAUGGACCCCACUGCAUCAGGACAGACGGUGGCCACACACCGAAGCCAUAUCAUGGCAUGCAGAGCAAUUACUCCUCUUAAUGUACAAACCUUGGACACGGAUUUGCUCAGGAUCUUAUUUUGCUUGUUUGAAGUAAUCUGGAUCUGAAGGUGGUCAAACAAAUCCUUAAUAAAACCUGGAAGGAGC